AUGGAUGCACACAUAUAUAUAUAUAUAUAUGGUCAUGAGGGUAUAAUAAACUCUGAUGACUACCAAGGAGGAUUUCAGCUCACUGAAGUGGAGAACAUUCUCGGAAAAAUCAAGACAAAUUUUCAAGCAUGGGCUGAAGAAUUCACCCCCAUAGCCUUGGGCAUAAACGACCACAUUCCCUUGCAGAAGCUCAUAGACUCCUUCAAACGCAUGAAUCAAAAGGCAGCUCUUCCUCUAGCCAAGAUGAUAUUCCUCGGCGAUCAAAGGCAUGUCCUCGAGCAUGUUAAAGUUCCUUGCACCAUAAUUCAAGGAACUAAAGAUAAGGUCGUGCCAAUUGCUGUUGGGGAUUAUAUGAAGAGCAAAUUGAAGGGGGGGACAUCUUUGGAGUAUAUUGAGAAUCAAGCCCAUUUUCCACAGAUCACUUCACCGGAGAAGUUCAUUGAAAUCAUUGAGAAAGUUUUAGAUAAGUAAAUCAUGAAAGAAGACUUGGUGGGCUCAUGGCUCAAGAAGAUAUAUUUGUUUGCUUGGUGUAGUGGGGUUCUUUGGUAAUUUUAAUCGUGAAUAAUUUGUUUUGUAAAGAAGCAUGUUAUGUGCUGUUUUCAAGCUAUAAUAGCUGUUUGUUAUUUUUCAGAAUUUCUUUAUGGUGAAUAUAACAUAGGAUCUAU
Molecule: messenger RNA, 665 nt
Organism: Phalaenopsis equestris
Lineage: Eukaryota; Viridiplantae; Streptophyta; Magnoliopsida; Asparagales; Orchidaceae
Product: strigolactone esterase D14-like
Exons: 2
Coding region: 1-471 (156 amino acids)
Source: RefSeq, a predicted model, not a curated record